AUGCUCGUAUUACUAUUCAUUCUAUUGAUAGCGGCAGAUAUUGGUUUUGCUCUUGAAUGUCGAACUGACUGUCGUGCUGGCCCGUAUGAUUUCGGUCGAACGUUUAAUAUUCCCGAUGGAGCGUGUCCGCAACGAAGAUCAGGAGAUGCUUGUUCGAUUGAUAUUGAAUUAGAUUAUCACAGUGCUUCAUAUAAUGUAAAAUUUAGCACUCUUAUGCUAUCGAGAGAUAGUGUUUAUAUAGGAGCUGGACCCUACCUAAGUUAUAGCAUUGGUUAUCAAUGCUCAAAAAGUAUUGAUUGUGUUAUCUCAUAUGCAAGGAACAGAGUCACUGAAAUGAUUCAUCGCAACUAUAGUGCACGAAUCAUAUAUGAUGAAAUUGCUCCAAUUAUCAAGAAUCCUUUACGAAACGGUUCAAUCCAAUGUUAUAAUAUGAGAAAGGAAGCUAUCGUAUGUGCAUCUGAUAGUACAUGCCAUCUAGAUUAUGAUCAACGAGAAAAUAAAUUCAGGUCACGUGGUUGCAAUCUGGGUCGUGAACCUAGUGUUUUUGCUUAUGAUGGUGGCUCGUAUUUAUCAAUUAAAAUCGGAUGUAAUCGCGAUUUAUGCAAUAACGAGGAAACAUUUUCACAAAUAAAAAAUGUCUUAAGCACUUAUGGCUUAACAGAUGGUAAUGGACGACGAAUUGCCAAGGGAAAUAAACAAAUGGUUUCUUUACUAUUAAUGUCAUUCACUUUGAUUUUUUUUAUUUUUUAUUUUUUCUAA
This is a messenger RNA of Rotaria socialis, 759 nucleotides long. NCBI's taxonomy places the organism in Eukaryota, Metazoa, Rotifera, Eurotatoria, Philodinida, Philodinidae. The record is from the annotation of a GenBank genome assembly.